AUGGGUGAUAGUGGAAGUUUAUUUAAAAUUGGACAGAGUGUUGCAAGUAGUCUAUGGUCUGUAGUUACACUUGGCUUGAGCUCAUCACCAGCAUCAACAGCUACCGAAGGAACAACUAUAUCAACUGAAUAUACAAGUGAUCUUCAAAACAGACAUCUAGCAAAUCAAAGUAUUCAUUUACUUUUGAUUCUAAGCAAUCAUUUUACAAGUGAUGUACAUCGUAAUCCUUAUCGAUUAGCUUUAUUACAUUUUACUGAUACACAAGAUAGUCCAACAAAUUUACCUGAUUCUGAACCAUUACCUUGGUUUUCUGUUGAUUAUCGUUGUUUAUAUGAUGUUCUUUGUCAAACAGUACAUACAGAUCAAAGUACAUUGUUACUUUAUAUGUUACUUCAUCGUAAUCAACAUUUUAAAGCUUAUGUCAUAUCACGAAACAAUAUUGAUCAAAUGGUAUUACCAGUUCUUCGAGUUAUUUACACAGCAACUGAACAUAAUUCACAUCAUAUAUAUAUGUCAUUGAUUAUUUUAUUGAUUUUAUCUGAAGAUGACUAUUUUAAUAAAUCAAUUCAUGAUAUUAAAUUAAAAAAGCUUAACUGGUAA
Molecule: messenger RNA, 600 nt
Organism: Adineta steineri
Lineage: Eukaryota; Metazoa; Rotifera; Eurotatoria; Adinetida; Adinetidae
Source: the annotation of a GenBank genome assembly